GAUUUCAACUUGUUUAUCAUACCAUUGAAACUUAACUGUAUAGUUGAAGAAUUCACAUCAAUUUAGUAUCCAAAGCCAUUGUGCCAAACGUUUAUUUACAAAAUCAUCCAAAAAAUAAUUCUGUUAGUAUUAAUUCUCAUUGGGAUACCAUUCACACUGAAAUUCUAAUUACUCUACAGGACAAGGAAAGUAGUUUUGAGGAUUUACAACUUCAUCACAAAAUUUAAACACAAAAUGGACAAUGAACUAUUGACAACAACAUUAGCAACUUCAAACGUAACAACAGUCUUAACGAAUUUAAGCCGGACAGAUGUAGACAAUUUUCAGUUUCCUGAAGAUGAAGUCCCUAAACCUCCAUUGCUUGUUGUGAAACCGUUUUACUGUCAUUCACUCCCAGGCCAAUUUAUUCUAAAAUGUUAUCGUCGUGAGAUACACUUUACUUGGAUUCCCCCAGACACUAAAAUCGCUAAAGCUAUGGUUAAAUUUCGUGAGUUUCACCAACCAAAAUUUACAACUAUGUCCGAUUAUGGAUGGGGACAUUCAGGAGUUAAAUAUCGCAAUCAUACGAUUACUUCACUCAAACCUAACCGGUUAUACGAAUUUGGAUUAAAUUUGAUAUAUGAAAACAGUACAUUUGAUCGAUUCCCAAAGAUUGGAUCAAAAGAUAUAUGCGCCUGUAAAACGUACCCUGAUGUUCCUGAUGCCCCAUUGGAUCUACGAUAUCACUAUAUGCAAGGUAAUCAAUACACUCUCGAAUGGACACCGAAUGAUGAUAAUGGAGAACCGAUUAUUACAUACAAUAUGAAGUCUAUGCCGAUUGUCUCAAGUAAUUCAGAACAACCAAAAUGGGAUUCAAUCACACCACAUGAUUUAACAGAUAAACAAGCUAAUAUCACAUUGGAUACGAAUCACCAAAGUGCAUUUCAGUUGAGAGCUGUCAAUAAGAUUGGAAUGAGUGAUCCAGCUUACUUGAUCAUAAGACCACCAUUUCAGAAAGUUCCAGAUAAGUCUAUAUUUUGUUUAGCUAAAUUUUUUGAAUGUCAACAUUUUAGCUUCAAUUUUCAAAGUGCAUUGAAUUCAAUUAUAGCAAUUCAUUUAAAAUCUGAAGUCUUUUCAGACAAGAAAUGA
Schistosoma haematobium is the source of this 1128-nucleotide messenger RNA. RefSeq lists its product as uncharacterized. The coding region runs from base 235 to 1128 and encodes 297 amino acids. The transcript is spliced from 4 exons. Gene Ontology annotation, molecular function: protein binding. Lineage: Eukaryota; Metazoa; Platyhelminthes; Trematoda; Strigeidida; Schistosomatidae. The record is from RefSeq and is a predicted model, not a curated record.